Cutaneotrichosporon oleaginosum is the source of this 1674-nucleotide messenger RNA. RefSeq lists its product as uncharacterized. Gene Ontology annotation, molecular function: calcium/calmodulin-dependent protein kinase activity; ATP binding. NCBI's taxonomy places the organism in Eukaryota, Fungi, Basidiomycota, Tremellomycetes, Trichosporonales, Trichosporonaceae. Gene Ontology annotation, biological process: cellular response to oxidative stress; protein phosphorylation. The record is from RefSeq and is a predicted model, not a curated record.
CCGAUGCGCCGAGGAGGUACGAGGCCGCCGGGCAACGUCUUGCCAGCUUGCAACCUUGCAUGCUUGAGACUGAGCCGCAUCCGAACAGUGGCCGGUGGCUGCGGGAAUGACGAUCGUCCACGCGUCCAGCUGUGUUCCCGCAUGCCCGCAGCAUUCAUCAUCCAUCUCUCCAUCGCACCUUGCCUCCCACCUCCGGCCGCCGACGCGUCGCAUCGGUCCCCGUCGCUCCGUUCGUUUCGCCACCCAUCACUCGCAUUAGUCGUCUAGUUAGCGACUCGCGCCCCACUUUGCCCCUGCAUCAUCCCCACACCUGCGUUCAUCACACUCCCACUAUCCCACUUGGACACUGUCCACUCCCCUUCCUCCCCCGAAACCAACGACCACCAACAACAACAGCCAACCUAGUCUUUCUCCAAGCACGAUGGGCUUCCAGUCUGAUAUCCGCGACGCGCUGCUCUCACAGCCGAAGAGCUUCAAGAAGAAGAAGGAGUACACCCUCCUCGAGGUGCUGGGGCGCGGCGGCUUCGGCAAGGUCGUCCGCGCCAAAUGGAGUCCGCCGGCAGGCGAGAAGAAGGAGGUCGCAUUGAAGAUCAUACCCAAGAAGCUUGUCAAGGACCCGUCGACAGUGAUGGACGAGAUUAACGUCCUCAAGGACCUGGACAAUGACCAUAUCGUGCACGUCUGGGACCACUUCGAGUCGCGCGACAAGUACUACAUCGCGUUCGAGUUGGCCGUCGGCGGAGAACUCUUUGAGCGGAUCACGAAGGUCGGGCGCUUCACGGAAAACGACGCCGCAGAGUGUAUCCGACAAGUUCUCGAGGCUACGCGAUACCUCCACUCCCGCAACAUCGUGCAUCGCGACCUCAAGCCCGAGAACAUUCUGUACAAGACGCAGGCGGCCGACUCUCCGAUCGUCAUCGCGGACUUCGGGAUCGCCAAGCACCUCGAGACGGACGGAGAGGAGGUCACGAGCAUGGCGGGCAGCAUCGGAUACGCCGCACCAGAGGUGCUGCUCGGAAGGCCGCAUGGGCUUAAGGUGGACAUGUGGAGUAUUGGCGUCAUCUGCUACACUCUCCUCUGCGGCUACUCCCCAUUCCGUUCCGAUGACAAGGAGCAGCUCAUCCGCGAGACGACCCGGGGCAAGGUAGUCUUCCACGAACGCUUCUGGAAGCACGUCAGUGAGACGGCCCGCGACUUUAUCCGCAAGCUCCUUGUCGUGGACCCCAAAGGCCGUCUGUCUGCAAGUGAGGCGCUCGCGCACCCGUGGAUGGCCGGCUCCAGCGGCGACGGCACCGAUCUCUCCGGGAACAUCAGGGACAACUUCAACCCCCGCAAGAAGUGGGCGAACGCGGUGCGCGUUAUCAGCGCCACCCGCAAGUUCCAGAAAGCUGGCAGCGGUGCGCCGACGCCUUUGGACAGUGAUGAGAGCGACGGGGGGUUCAAGACGGCCGAGUCGGAUGACGAGUUGCCAGUGUACAAAACGAAGGAGAGUCUCUCGAGUGUAGCUGGGGCGCUCAAGACAAAGAGCGCAACGGAGGAGGUAGAGAAGGACGUCAAGUCGCUGCGAAUUGAGUAACAUCCUGUCGUCACCCCCCUCCCGCCCCUUGUCCCCUGGCCGUAGACCUGUCCACGAACACAAUGCCAAUGUAUCAGUAUGCUACCUUCUGCAUCAUC